AUGACUUCAAAAAAAGGUGACGAGAUCGAGGUCCUUAGAAAAACCGACGACGGUGACGUUCCAGUCUGGUUUCCAGCAACCGUAAUGAACUCUCCGUCUCCGGAGGGGACUCUACAUGUGAAGUUCACUACCUUAUAUAUGGAACGGUACAGUAAGGAUGGGAGACGGAAGAGAAAGAAAAUCAGGGAUUACGUCAACGUAAUUGACGGAGUUAGGAGGCCGGUGACACAGGCGGAGCCACACCGUUGCUUCUCUGUUGGGGAAGAGGUGGAGACAUUUCACGAGAAUCGGUGGCGGAGGGGGGAAGUGAAGGAAGUAUUGGAGAAUUCCAUGUAUAAGGUGGUGAUUGGUGGUGCGGUUGAAGUAGUGGUUGAGAAAUCGAGGGCUAGGGUUUAUCGUGAUAGAUCUUCCUUUCCUUCUACUCUUGAUCCACCACAGGAAAAGUCAUCUCAUCUGGUUUUGCAAUCCAACAAAAGAACAAAGUUGAGGAUAGUAUGUAAAUCAAAAACUUUAAGACCUGAUCCCUUCCCAAAUGGUACACCAGUGGAGGUCAGAAGCUAUGAAGAAGGGUACCAAGGUUCCUGGUAUGCUGCCAUGGUGGUCGGGUCAGUAGAUGAAACUAAGAUUCUGGUGCAAUAUGAAACCUUAAAAACAGAUGAUGAAAUGCAACCACUUGUGGAAAUGGCGGAUGCUUCAAAUGUAAGGCCUCCUCCUCCAACAAUCCAUCGAAUGGAUCGUUUUAAGAUGCUUGAAGAAGUGGAUGCAUGGUAUAAUGAUGGAUGGUGGGUAGGUCAUGUUUCAAAAGUUCUUGGUGGAUUGAAGUAUACAGUCUACUUUUGGAUAACCAAUGAGGAAUAUGAGUUCCAACAUUCCGAGUUAAGACCUCAUCAAGAACUGAUCAAUGAAAAAUGGGUUGCUUCUUUCUUGAGACCGAAACUUUUGGAAAAACCCCGACCUGAAAAAGUAAAAUUACAAACAGGUGGUGGAAGAACAUUAAUGGUAGGUCUUUUACGGGGGCUGAAAGUAGAAAUAGCACACGGUGAAAAUGGAUUUUUAACCACUUGGUACCCUGCAGUGAUUCUAGGCCCGGUUAAUAAAGGUAAAUACUUGGUGGAAUAUCGGACACUGAAAACAAGGGAUAAUGGGCUUUUAAAAGAAGAGGUUGAUGUGAUGUCCAUGAGACCUUGUCCACCUAUCAUUCAAUCACCCAAUCAAUUUCAAGUAAAUGAUCGGGUUGAUGCUUGGGAUUUCAACGGGUGGCAAACGGGUCAAGUUUUUAAAACCAUGAAGGAGUUUAAGUAUGCGGUUUAUUUUUGGGCAACAAAGAGUGUGGUUGAAUACAGGCAUGACUAUCUGAGGCUGCAUCAAGAUUUCAUUGAUGAUGCAUGGUUACGUGCUACCACGGAAUCACGGCUACAAGCAACGUAA
This is a messenger RNA of Lactuca virosa, 1428 nucleotides long. The record is from the annotation of a GenBank genome assembly. NCBI's taxonomy places the organism in Eukaryota, Viridiplantae, Streptophyta, Magnoliopsida, Asterales, Asteraceae.